This is a messenger RNA of Trichoderma harzianum CBS 226.95, 1857 nucleotides long. RefSeq lists its product as hypothetical. Gene Ontology annotation, molecular function: transmembrane transporter activity. The record is from RefSeq and is a predicted model, not a curated record. Bases 275 to 1813 code for a protein of 512 amino acids. NCBI's taxonomy places the organism in Eukaryota, Fungi, Ascomycota, Sordariomycetes, Hypocreales, Hypocreaceae. The transcript has 3 exons. Gene Ontology annotation, biological process: transmembrane transport.
CGGCUAAAGGUCCGAACACGGUCAACUAAACGGGCACAAAUCGAUGGCCAUGUGGCCCCCCGAUCCACCGUGGCCAUCACACACUUUAUCAAUCAGUCUCCAUAUCAAUCAAUCAGAUAAGAUCCCUGCCAGCAUGCAUUCCCUUCUUAAAGCCCCAAGUGUCGCCCAUCCGUGGUGCUGCUCCAGCGUCCGCCCGUUGUAAUUUACUCGCUCUAGUCACUUCAAUCAGAUCAUACUCUUUGUGACCUCUGCAAGGGGAAGAGUGUUGCGCAUCAUGAGUGACGAGGAAAAGCAUCCCGCCGAUGUUGUCGGUGUGCCGGUUGGUGAUGAGUCGGACUCUGCGUCUGAUCGACAGCGGACGACCAACAUCCCGUGGAGCAUGAAGAUUCUGUCUGUCAUACUCGUCAGUUUGGUUGGAUUUGGAUCUCACUGGAGCAGCGGAGUGACGGGAGCCAUGAAAAGCACUCUGAAAAAGGAGCUGCACAUCAACAACGCCCAAUAUGCAACCUUGGAUGCGAGUGAAAACUUCAUCAAGACAGCUCUGAUCCUUGUCAGCGGCGUCGUCACAGACCGAAUUGGUGGUGCAAGAGCUAUGCUUUGGGGCAACGCCGUCUACAGCGUCGGAGCCAUUCUCAUUGCGGCGGCCACCCAAGUCCGCAAUUUCAAAUUCAUGAUCUUUGGCAGCGUCGUCCAGGCACUUGGCGAUGUCGCUACCCAGUGCGCGCAGUACAAAGUCUUCUCAUCAUGGUUCGCUCCCUCCAACGGAUUUGCCUCAACCCUUGGCUUCGAGCUGGGCCUUGGCAAAAUCGGCAGUUUCGUUGGCCAGGCAUCUGCCAACGUCAUCGCCAAGAACACGGGAAAUUUCAGCUGGGUGUAUUGGUGUGCCGUCUUCAUUAACCUCUUUACGAAUGUGGUGACUGUCGGUUUCUACAUCUUCACAAACUACUGUGAGCGACGAUACGCCGGUACAAACGAUCCGGCAACCGGCGAGAGAUUGACAGAGAAGAACAAGAAAUUUGAGAUCACCAAGAUGUUGCGACUCCCUUGGCCGUUCUGGCUCGUGGCCUUGUUUUCUCUCUUCCAGACAUCCGUUGCCAGCGUCUUCUCCUCCAAUGCGACCGAAUUCGCCCAGAAGCGUUUCAACAUUUCAGCCGUCACUGCAGGUUGGUAUUCAGCCAUGUCCCAGUACCUCGGAUUCUUCUUGGUGCCUCUCCUGGGCGUUUUCAUCGAUAUACUAGGUCAGCGGAACACCAUUAUGCUGGUCUGCGGUCUUGGUAUGCUGCUUUCCAUGUGUCUUGCCGCCUUUGGUCCUACUAUUGGAGGUACCGCAGCCAGUUUCGGCAUCUAUGCGUUUGCGGCUUCACUCGGCCCCACGGUCAUCAUUGACAGCAUCCGCACCAGCAUGUGGUACCAGGAAGUUUUCGGCUCUGGUUAUGCUAUCAAGAUUGCUAUCAACAACAGCAUGACAAUCAUCAUCGGCAUCGUGGCGGGUGUCAUUCAAGACCAUGACAACGACAGCUAUAACCGGGUCAUUAUCCUCUACGUCGUCCUUGCAGCGGGCUCUGUCGUCGUCGGCGCGAUAAUAGUUGGCCUCAGCUUUUUCAACCCUACAAUGGGCAGGCUACAGUGGACACGAAAGCAGAGGAUCAUCAGGGGUGAAAAGAUCAAUGCCCUCAAAGAGGAUUUCGAGGAGGGAUCAAACCGAGAGUUCCAGAAGAAGUUGAGCAUGUCUUGCUUCGCUGCUACAAUAAUCCUCUUGUUGGGAGCGUGGGCAACGUACUUUUGGGGAGUGGCUACGGGCCAUAACGACUAGAUUACGAAUAAUGAGAAUUUCUUAGACAUGUAUAAAGAAAUAAU